CAACUCUAUCUGAAUCUGGCUAGGUAAAGGUAAAGGGCUUUUCAUGGAAGAACAUAGGAAAGGGCCACCGUUCAAAUCCAUAGUUUAGUUUAGUUUAGUUGGUGGAGACUGGAGAGGCUCCUCCUUUCUGAUCUCGACUAAUUUCACGGAAGCAUCGCCAUCCCAAAUUAACGCAGCAAACGGCGUGAUUGACCUGUCACAUCACAGCGAAUCGCUUCAGUCUUCACAUGGCCACCGCGCUGUACUCAACAUGCAUUUCAUAAACAAUUCCAUCCGCCCACAAUUCACUGCUUCCGCUUCCAUAAGACUUCUCCGAUUCAGAUCCCAGCGAGCAUUCUAUCGCCGAGAUGCACGCCAAGACGGACUCCGAGGUCACGAGCAGCCUCGCCCUUUCGUCGCCGCCGCGCUCGCCGCGGAGGCCGGUAUACUACGUGCAGAGCCCCUCGCGGGACUCCCACGACGGCGAGAAGACCGCCACCUCCUUCCACUCCACCCCGGCGCUCAGCCCCACCGCCUCGCCGCCUCGGCACUCUCACUCCUCCAUCGGCCCCCACUCGCGCGACUCCUCCUCCAGCCGCUUCUCCGGAUCCAUCAAGCCCGGCGCCCGCGGGCGGAAGAUCGCCGCGGCGGGCUCGGACGUAGCGGACGAGAAGGGGGCGACGCGCGGGGGCCGGAUCGGCAAGCGCAAGGAGUGCGCGACCAUCGAGGAGGAGGGGCUGCUGGAGGAUGAGGAGGAGCAGCGGGGGCUGCCGCGGAGGUGCUACUACUUGGCCUUCGUCCUCGGAUUCGCGGUGCUCUUCUCCUUCUUCGCUCUCAUUCUUUGGGGCGCCAGCAGAUCGCAGAAGCCUCGAGUCACCAUGAAGAGCAUCACGUUUCACAAUUUCAUAAUCCAAGCCGGUACAGACGCGUCGCUGGUCCCCACCGACAUGUCCACCCUCAACUCCACCGUCAGCUUCUCCUUCCGCAACACCGGCUCCUUCUUCGGCGUCCACGUCAGCUCCACUUCCCUCCAGCUAGACUACACCCAGCUCACCCUCGCCACCGGAGACAUGAAGAACUUUUACCAGUCGAGGAAGAGCCAGAGAAACGUGGUGGCGGUGGUGGAAGGGAGAAAGGUGCCUUUGUACGGUGGCGGGCCGAUUCUCACCGGCACAUCAGGACGGCCCAACGGGCCUAACCCAAUCCCUUUGAGCCUCAGCUUCGUGAUCAAAGCCAGGGCUUACGUGCUAGGCCAGCUGGUAAAGCCCAGGUUCCACGUGGGCGUUUACUGCCAGGUCACGAUGGACCCCGCAAAGCUCGGCUCCCCUAUUUCCUUAAAGAACUCUUGCCAGUACGACUGAUAAUGAAGAAGCUAUACAUAUAUAUAAUUUUUUUCCCCUUAAAUUAGUAGCAACUUGAUUUUGAUAAUUUCUCUGUUUUAUAUUUCUUUUUCUAAGCCAAAACAAGUCGAACGCUCUGAAUGUUGGAGUAUAAUAAUUUUUGCUUUGAUUUAUAAAAGUUUUUCUAUUUUUGACUUUCA
Molecule: messenger RNA, 1519 nt
Organism: Zingiber officinale
Lineage: Eukaryota; Viridiplantae; Streptophyta; Magnoliopsida; Zingiberales; Zingiberaceae
Exons: 3
Coding region: 348-1340 (330 amino acids)
Source: RefSeq, a predicted model, not a curated record